This is a messenger RNA of Panicum hallii, 2643 nucleotides long. RefSeq lists its product as uncharacterized. Bases 544 to 2511 code for a protein of 655 amino acids. The record is from RefSeq and is a predicted model, not a curated record. The transcript is spliced from 8 exons. NCBI's taxonomy places the organism in Eukaryota, Viridiplantae, Streptophyta, Magnoliopsida, Poales, Poaceae. Gene Ontology annotation, biological process: lipid catabolic process.
UUCACCUUUGCUGGGGGGGUCUGUCUCCGUGUCUGGCUGCCUUGCCUCGCCGCACCGCAAAGCACAAACCCACCGCUUCAGCCACCACCCAGAGCAGAGCAGUUGAGGCUUCGGCGCGGCUGCGCGAGUGCACGAGCGCAACCGCUUCUUCCCGGAAAAGGCAAAAGGAGGCGCGCCCCGUCCCCAGUCGCCGCCCGCAAGAUUCGACGCGGAUUAGGCCACAGUCUCCCUAUCUCUCUCUCCCCUCCCACCAAAUUCGCACCGGGCAGGCGGCGCAUCCUGAAUCCCGCUCCCCUCCCAAAACCCUAGCGGCUUCCGACCGGCCUCCCAGGCCAAUCCGAUCGAGAGCUGCCGCCGCGCAUUGGUUGAGGUUUGACUUUGUACUGCCCCCAAGAAUCAAGAUCGCAUCUCCAGUGGAAGGCACAGCAAUUAAAUAACGCUAUCUACUGCGUCAUUAAUACUCUGGUUUGGAACUGCGGCAGAGGCUGUACAUCUCAACUGAGGAAGCUGGGGGUGUGAGGCCUGUAGGCCUUUGCCCGUGGCAUGGCGACCGCGACAAUGGCAACCGCAGCAGGGGCUGCCGCCCUGCUUUACUAUACGCUGAACCGGCGCCUGCAGACAGAGAGACUGAAUCAGGAAGGGGAAUGCAGCAACAGCAGGGAUGUGGGGGCCAGGGGUGUGCCAGAUUCUCCCAGCAGGAGUCGGGUGUCACGGAGGGAUGUGCGAGCCCCUGCUACUUGGCUAGAGACCAUCUCGACUCUGUCAGAGACAUUGCGGUUCACGUAUUCAGAGACCCUUGGGAAGUGGCCCAUCGGUGACCUUGCUUUUGGGAUCAGCUUCCUCCUCAAGAGGCAGGGAAACUUAUCAGUAGCAAGCAUAUAUGCUGGAAAUGAUAGUGUGGAGCUCAAAGGAGCGGAAGUGAUUUCGGACUUGAAGUAUCAUCUGAAUUUGCUGACACUUUGCUGGCAUUUCUCGAAAAAGCCAUUCCCAUUGUUUUUGGAGGCAACUGGCUACUCUGCGGAGGAUGUUCUUAUGCAAGAACCUAAAGCAGGAAUUUUGAAGCCAGCUUUCACUAUUUUGCUUGAUAGAGACAAACAGUGCAUACUUUUAUUAAUUAGGGGAACUCAUAGCAUCAGAGAUACAUUAACAGCUGCCACUGGCGCUGUGGUUCCAUUUCACCAUACAAUUUUACAGGAAGGUGGCGUUAGCGAUUUAGUACUAGGAUAUGCUCAUUUUGGGAUGGUUGCAGCUGCUAGGUGGAUUGCAAAGCUCGCAGCACCUUGUCUGGCACAAGCAUUACACAUGUAUCCAGACUUUAAAAUAAAGGUUGUUGGACAUUCACUUGGGGGUGGUACAGCUGCUCUCUUGACAUACAUCCUGAGGGAGCAGAAGGAGUUUGCCUCUACUACUUGUGUGGCGUUUGCUCCAGCUGCAUGUAUGACGUGGGAACUGGCAGAGUCAGGAGUGCAUUUUAUCACUACAGUCAUCAAUGGAGCUGAUUUGGUUCCAACAUUUUCAGCUGCUUCAGUCGAUGAUCUUCGUUCAGAGGUGACAGCAUCUGCUUGGCUAAAUGAUCUCCGUCACCAGAUUGAACAAACCAGAAUCCUAAGCACUUUUUAUCGUUCUGCGUCAGCCUUGGGAUCCCGACUCCCUUCUAUGGCAAAUGCUAAAGCAAGAGUAGCUGGUGCUGGUGCCAUCUUAAGACCAGUAUCUACCGGGACACAGGUUGUAAUGAGGAGAGCUCGUAGUGUAGCGCAGGCAGCAUGGACAAGACCGGCACUACAACUAUCCUCAUGGACUUGUAUUGGACCAAGACGGCGAAAUAAUGUUUCAUCUACCUCAACUGUCACAUCAGAGGAAAUAAGAACAUCUACAAGUGGUGGAUUGGAAUCCACUUCGCUGUUGACUGAAACCACUGUAGAAGCCUCAGAGACAGUUGCAUCAGGAGCUAUCCAAAGCACUGCAUCAGAAGACAUUCAGAGUUCUGUUGCUGUGGCGGUCGAUGCUAUUGGCUUGGUAGAUGACAAGGUAGACAGCGAUGACGACAUCGUUGAUCACCAUGUGGACGAGGACAGGAUGACUGAUGUGGAGCUGUGGCAGCAACUCGAAAGCGAGUUGUACAGGAAGAGGGAAGGAGAAGACGAUGACAUAGUAGAAGAGAUGACUGAAAGUACAAUUGCUGAGGAGGUGGGUGGCGUGGCUGAAGAUGUGCUCAGUGAGACGAAGGAAGUGCAUAGGUUUUACCCUCCUGGAAAAAUCAUGCAUAUAUUAACUUCCUGUAGAGAAGAAACAGCUCAUGAAGAGGAAUCUGAUGUUCAUCAGGAUGAUGCAACAAAUGGGGAGUCAGAGAGCAGCAUGGGGAUCUUCUUGACGCCAAGAUCUCUGUAUGGCAAGCUGAGGCUUUCGAAAAUGAUGAUCAAUGAUCAUUACAUGCCUAUAUACAGAAGAAACAUCGAGCAGCUGAUCUCUGAGCUUGAGAAGGAUUCCUCUGAUCCUAUGGAUGAGUCUUAACAAUACAUCUUCAUAGUUAAAUACAUAUACUUCCAUGUAGUUGUUAACCGUUGUAAAAGCUGAUGAAAUAGGUGCUAGUUACGAUAAAUGUAUCUAAACAUUAUUUGAAAUUUAUCACCGUUCGCCACAACU